CUAUUAUUAUCCCAAUUUUACAGAUGGGAAACCGAGGCACAGAUGUUCGCCAACCUGUAAGUGGCAGAGCUGAGAGCUGAACUCUGGCUAUCUGGCUCUAAAGUCCACGCCCUUAACCACUACACUGCCUUCCAACAACGAAUGCUCCGACUGAAAUCUAAAGAGACAGAGCAAUUUCUGUCACGGGAAGGACAUGGUGGAGCUAGGACUAGAACCCAGGUCUGCUGUCUAAGGAAUGCUUCUCCCAGCCUACCAUAGGUAUCUGGCUGCUGAUACAGAGCCCCUGGGAACGGCAGUACGAGGAGGGAUCUGAGAAGUCUAGAUAUCAGUGCAGAAAAAGGCCUUAGUCAACUAGGUGGCUCUCAGCAGAAGACAGGGAGAGCCAAAGAGCAGCCACUAGGGCAGAAACAAGUGUGGUUGGCAGGUGCCAUUUCUUAAGCAAGGAAAGGUAGCAGGUUGCUUUUCAGAGGUCCUGUCUGAGGCCUAAGCCAUUCUCUUUUCCUACAUUAAUUUAUCAGGGACCCCCUCCUCCACAUACACACACAGCUAAAACCAACCCAAGGCCAUUUCUGCCUCAUUGCAAUUGAACAUGUGAAAAAGGGAUACAUAUUAAGGAGAUUAGGUAGAUGAUCUGAAACCUUGUGUGUGUAGGAAGUUGGGGUGGGGCAGAGAAUGGAGAAGACUGGAAGAAAGGUUAGGUCAAGCCUAAAACCUCCAGCAGCUAAACUGACUCAAUGAUAAGCAGUUAGAACAAAGCACCUGCAAUCAGCUCAGCUUUAGAGGUGUUGGCCUUCUGUUUGGGCUACUUGCCACAACAGAACAGCACCAUAGCCAUGGCCUUUCUCUCCCGACUGGAUCUUCAAGAGACCCUCCGAACCCUCUCUGUUUUACAGUGGAUCCCAGUCUAUGUGUUUUUAGGAGCUAUUCCUAUUCUCCUUAUACCCUACUUUCUGGUGUUCACUAAGUUCUGGACCUUGUCUGUGCUCGCCUUAGCCUGGCUUGCCUAUGAUUGGAACACCCACAGUCAAGGUGGUAGGCGUUCAGCUUGGGUACGAAACUGGACCCUCUGGAAGUAUUUCGGAAAUUAUUUCCCAAUAAAGCUGGUGAAGACUCAGGACCUCUCUCCCAAACACAACUAUAUCAUUGCCAGCCACCCCCAUGGCAUUGUUUCUUAUGGUGUCUUCAUCAACUUUGCUACUGAGGCCACUGGCUUUGCUCGGAUUUUCCCAGGCAUCACUCCUUCUGUAGGGACCUUGGAAGGGAUCUUCUGGAUCCCAAUUGUGCGAGAAUAUGUGAUGUCAAUGGGUGUGUGCCCAGUGAGUGAGUCAGCCUUGAAGUAUUUGCUGACCCAGAAAGGCUCAGGCAACGCCGUGGUUGUUGUGGUGGGUGGAGCUGCUGAAGCCCUCUUGUGCCAGCCAGGAGUCUCCACCCUUGUCCUUAAACAGCGUAAAGGUUUUGUGAAGUUGGCGCUGACGACAGGAGCAUACCUUGUCCCUUCCUAUUCCUUUGGAGAGAAUGAGGUUUACAAUCAAGAGACCUUCCCUGAGGGCACGUGGAUAAGGUUCUUCCAAAAAACCUUCCAGGACACGUGUAAAAAAAUCCUGGGACUAAAUUUCUGUACUUUCCAUGGCCGGGGCCUCACUCGAGGAUCCUGGGGUUUCCUGCCUUUCAAUCGGCCCAUUACCACUGUUGUUGGGGAGCCCCUGCCAAUCCCCAGGAUUAAGAAGCCAAACAAGAAGACAGUGGACAAGUACCACGCACUCUACAUCAGUGCCCUGCGCAAGCUGUUUGAGCAGCACAAAGUUCACUAUGGCCUCCCUGAGACCCAGGAACUGACAAUCAUAUAACAUGAGCUAGAUUCCCCCAUUACUAAACCCCCAAAGCACUGAGGGAUCCAAAUAGGGCCACAUGGGUGGAAGAAUUUGGGGAGAGGAGAAGAUCUCAGGGAUGAGAGAGAAGGCCAACCAAGCCAAAAAGUACUUAACAAAUCAGGUUUAGGGGAAGGAACCAGAGGGACGAGAAGAUUGGGCAACAACUCAGUUCGGCAAGCAGAAUCUUGUGAGUCCACAGAUAUUUUUUGCCUCCUGAUCCCAGUCAACUCUCUGAUCAGAGGAAUGAGAAGCCAAAGAACACCGUGCCCCAUCCUCCCAAGCCUUAGUGACACUCUCACUAUUUAGGUUUAGGCUUGCAAGACUUCUUGCGAACAGGGAUGGUUUAUUUCCUUCUGGGCCCUUUCCUUACAAUUUGGGCACCACCACACGAUAAAGCAGGCACCCGAACUGUGGUUUUCUGAUCCAAGCAGACAGGAUUCCCUCAGUUGUAACACAGCUGUACACUGGCAAAAACUUUUGCACACAGUCAUGCUGUUUCUUAUGUAAAAAUAAAGCUCCAGAUGUAUAAAACAAAA
Molecule: messenger RNA, 2407 nt
Organism: Equus caballus (horse)
Lineage: Eukaryota; Metazoa; Chordata; Mammalia; Perissodactyla; Equidae
Gene: DGAT2L6
Product: diacylglycerol O-acyltransferase 2 like 6
Cellular component (GO): endoplasmic reticulum membrane
Source: RefSeq, a predicted model, not a curated record